UUGGCGUUGAACGGUUCAUGAACUUUUAUCCCGACAAACCUCUGUUUCGAAGGACUAAUAGAAAGACGCGGGAGGAGUAACAACCACCCAUUUGUUUCGCUUCACUCCACCGGGAAGCACGAUGGAAUGUUACUAGGUACUAACUUUUGAAUUUCAAUACCAUCGAGAGUAGAAGUUUUGAAAAUUGUGAAUGAAAAACUUAUCAAAACUCCAUAAUCGGUGCUGAUUGAACGAUUAUGGAAGUGAAACAAGUCAAUCUGGGUCGAGCUGUGUGCUGUGAUAAUGAGUGAAAAGGUGAAAGCACGUUGCAUAACUUCCGGGUUCUAAUGCAGGGCAGUUUAACGGAAUUUUAGGCUUCGGUAAAUUCGAAGAAAAAAGUUGAUGUGUGUUUGAAAAAGUGUUGAGGAAACGUGUCGUCAGAGUUUGGAUAUGCUCACAAAACUGCUUACACUUUGAAAAGGUUCACCCUCAACACAGGAGUAGCAGGAUAUUCAUCGCGACCUAGCUGCAAAUAUAAUGACUCUGUUGAUGGACUGCGCUAGGAGGAGGCGUUUCCUGACCCGGAACUACUAAACCUUCAGCUAACUGGAAGUGGAAAUCGGGAAAAAAAACGUGGGAAAAGCAGAUACAACUAAGAAAAAAAACACUAGGUAUACAAAGCUAAUAUUGAAUUGUAAUCGCGUGGCGGCGUGGCGUGGGGCACACGCGAAUGUUAAACGGCAAUAUCCGUGUUGUUGUUCUGCCGCCGCCAUCGAGCCAUCAUCGUCAUAUUCAUCAACGGCAGGUGUUGGAAACGGCCACCCCAUCAUCGUCAAGGAUGCGCCCCGGCGGAGGAGGAGGAGGUGAUAAUGGCAACGGCGGAACCGGAAGCGGAACCCGGGAACUGGUGGCCAGGUGGCGCGUUCCGAUGCACGGCAAGGUUUACGAGAUCGAGUUCGAGCACGGAACCACCAGCGGGAAACGGGUCCUGUGGAUCGAUAAGGAGGAAAUAUUCCGCCGGGACUGGAUGUUCAAGCUGGUCGGGGAAGAUAUGUUCAAGCUGGAGGACAAGCGCUGCAUUAUUAGAGUAGAUCCCUUGCCGGGAUUCAAAUACAGCUACUCACUGUUUGUGGAUGGGAAAUCGUACGAACAGUUUACUGAAUCACAAGCCAAAGCACUUAAGACGUGGGAGGUCAAUCUAGGGGACAAUUUCUAUCGAAUUGUGUUAGAGAAGAACACUCUUAAUAUCUAUGUCAAUGGAAAACUAAUCGAGGAAAAUGGCGAGUUUGUAGAGGGCGGCACCGACAACACCUUUAUCGAGGACGGCAACACCUUCGUGCUGCGGGCCCGAGCCAGUGGGAACAAACGCGAAGGGAUCGUGCACUCGCUGGUCGUGAAUGGGGCCGUGGUGGGUGACUCUGCUGAUUCCGAUAACAGCGCCACGGAUGCCAACGAUGAUGAGUAGCGGAACUAGUUAGUUAGCUAAAGUAGUGGGUGUAUUUGGUGGCUUACAGUUUGUUGAAAAUGUUUGACUUGAUUUGUAAAUUUUAAGUACUAAAAUGAUUGUGUCAAAGUGAAUCUGUUGGUUAAGCUGUUUGUUUUUGCACAUAGUUUUGAU
This is a messenger RNA of Uranotaenia lowii, 1597 nucleotides long. Its product is annotated as fas apoptotic inhibitory molecule 1. Gene Ontology annotation, biological process: positive regulation of neurogenesis; canonical NF-kappaB signal transduction; negative regulation of extrinsic apoptotic signaling pathway via death domain receptors. The record is from RefSeq and is a predicted model, not a curated record. The transcript is spliced from 5 exons. Bases 710 to 1444 code for a protein of 244 amino acids. NCBI's taxonomy places the organism in Eukaryota, Metazoa, Arthropoda, Insecta, Diptera, Culicidae.